This is a messenger RNA of Spodoptera exigua (beet armyworm), 689 nucleotides long. The record is from the annotation of a GenBank genome assembly. Lineage: Eukaryota; Metazoa; Arthropoda; Insecta; Lepidoptera; Noctuidae.
UUUUAAAUUUAUAAUAAUACCAACAAAACCACUUAGAUAGAAGCAAUCUAACAGACAGUGAAAUAAUUACGUUUCCUCAAUGUGAGGGUUUUCGGAGAAAAGCUGGUGGUCGUUAUAGGUCCUCAGGUAUUUCUUGGUGACCAGAUACAGCAUCAGACCCCAUUUCAUCAUCAUGAAUGACCAGACGAGACGGAUCAUGAUACUUGACUUGAUUGGAAGCACAUCGGCUUUAUAAUAGAUUUCCAAGAAUAGGUAGAAAAAUGUCAGAGCUAAUCCAGAGACGAAACCAACAAUGCCAAAGUCUCCAAUGUAUUGUAAUGCUUUUCUGGAAAAGUUUACAUGAAGGGACUCCUUUAGGUAGUGGCAAUGCAGCAUCAGUGCCAAUGAUGCAUGUGUACCAGAUAAUAGCGCCCACAUUCCGGCUUCAAUGUUUGCAUAAACAAGGCAAAAACAUAUAAAUGCAGACAAGCCUAAAACGGCUCCUAUAGCGCUUAUUGCUAUAUGAAUCUUAACUCGCAGCAUUGUGUUCACAAUUUGAUCAACUUCUAACAAAGAUAUAUUUACUGCUUGUGUCGAAAAAAACAAAGAGAUCGCGAUUUUCGUCACAUUUAUUUACGAACACAGCUGUAAAAUUAUAAAACUGUUUGUCAAUGUCAAGUGUCAACUGUCAAGUCAAUGAAAAUUCCUUG